Messenger RNA from Nerophis ophidion (straightnose pipefish), 2138 nucleotides. RefSeq names its product class I histocompatibility antigen, F10 alpha chain-like. Gene Ontology annotation, cellular component: external side of plasma membrane. The record is from RefSeq and is a predicted model, not a curated record. The transcript is spliced from 6 exons. Gene Ontology annotation, biological process: immune response. NCBI's taxonomy places the organism in Eukaryota, Metazoa, Chordata, Actinopteri, Syngnathiformes, Syngnathidae. Bases 309 to 1355 code for a protein of 348 amino acids.
UUCCCAGAAAAGCCACACAAGCAUUUACCUGACGUGGCCACAAGGGGCGCUCUCUAGUGAGUCCAGUAGAAGACUUCUUGUCAGUUGACUGCUGCCACUUUUCUGUGCAGAAUAGCGUUUCGUUUUCUCUCCUCACUGUGACGUCACAGAAUGCUGACUCCUCAUUGGCUCAGGUGGAGUAUUAUAAAAAGAGCCUCGACAGUUCCUGGUUCAUUUUUCCUGUUUGCGAGUCAAGCGAGUGUUCGUCACUUUUGUCUUUCUCUGCGGGAUUAAAAGUGGCAAACAUCUUUUUGUUUCGCGCUGACAUCAUGAACUUGUUUUUAUUCUUUCUUCUGGUCGUGCAAAUGCACAGCGUGACGCCUGUGAUUCACACGCUGCAGUAUUUCUACACUGUGUCCUCUCAAGUUCCAAACUUCCCAGAGUAUGUGAGUGUUGGUUAUGUUGAUGGAGUUCAGAUUGAUCACUAUGACAGCAACAGCAGGAAAGCAGAAGCCAAACAAGACUGGAUGAACAAAAUCACAGCAGAGGAUCCAAAAUACUGGCAGAGACAAACAGGGAUCAAUAUUGGUAAUGAGUUGAGGGGCAAACACAGCCUUGAAGUUCUUAAGAAGCGUUUCAACCAAACUGGAGGUGUUCACAUUCUCCAGUGGAUGACUGGAUGUGAAUGGAAUGAUGAGACUGAUGAAGUUAAAGGUUGGUAUCAGAGAGGUUAUGAUGGAGAAGAUUUCAUAUCGUUGGACAUGAAGACAUGGACAUUUACUGCAGCAAAACAACAAGCUUUCCCCGACAAACUCAAGUGGGACCAGAACAAACAUCUACUAGAAUACUAUAAGUUUUACUACACUGAGGAUUGUCCUUCUUACUUGAAGAAGCAUGUGAACAAUGGGAAGGAGGUCCUAAUGAGAACAGAGCUUCCAGAGGUGUUCCUGCUCCAGAAGACGCCGUCCUCUCCGGUCAGCUGCAUGGCGACAGGUUUCUACCCCGACGGUGCCGACCUGUUUUGGAGGAAAGACGGCGAGCAGAUCUUCGAGGACGUGGAGCACGGAGAGAUACUCCCCAACCACGACGGAACCUUCCAGAUGUCGGUGGCGCUGAAAGUGGAGGUGACGGCCGACGUGGAGGGCAAGUACGAAUGUGUGUUUCAGCUGUCAGGCGUCAAGGAGGACUUGGUCACCAAGCUGGAGAGAAGAAGCAUCCUGAGCAACGCAAGCCAUGAAGACAACUUGAGCGUCGCCCUCGCUGCCACGGCGGCGGUCCUCGCUGUGGCGGCCAUCAUCCUCAUCAUCAUCAUCAUCAUGGUCAUGGUCAGGCGUCACAGAAACAGACAAGCCCAGUACGAUCCAGCUGGUAAGUAAAACAUCUUUUCUUUGAGCCGCAAGAAACAAAGCCGUGGUGAAGCGUCACUCACAUGGAGGUCUGAUGUGGACCUUUGUUACAAGUUUAGCCGGAAAAGCCCAACUGGAGCUGACUCCUUCACAAUAAAAGUCCCUCCUGUGAGCACACGCAAUACAAAGUCUGGCAUAUCUCACUUUUGACAGGAGUCCUCAUGAUGAGGAUCAGCCAAAUGAGACAUCAAGUGUGCUGACUCGUCAUGUUUCCAAGUCACACCUCAAAGAUCUGAUGUGAGUGACGAGGCACCUUCUGGAUGUUCUUCCUUCACCGUUUGCGUUUGUCCCGCAGCUCGCCACGGCGGCGUGGAGCUCGACGAGAACGUGCAGGCGGCUGAAGGCUGAGUAAGCUCACAUGGACUGUCUGCACCUCCAAAUGUUCUUGUGUGAAGAUGAUGUUCAACUUGGAUUCACCUGCUUCUGUCGGGAAUGUGCUGAGUGGUCUUCUUCCUCCAGGAUGCUUUGUGCACUGGAACACAGGGAGAUGUCUCCAUCGCUGAGGGACGUCAUCACACUCGGAGAUGAGAUGGAGAUGUGCUUUGUUCUUCGUCCGACUGCUCCUCACGCUAUUCCAUGUAUUCUUCUUUGGCCGUUAAAAGACUUUCAAGAUCAAACGUUGGUGGCUGUAAAAUCGCACGUUUCAUGGCCUUGACGUCAUGACGAGGAUUUCUUCUUUUCUUUCAAUGGCCGCUGCUUAUGAUCAAUAUCACAUUGUGUCACAUCUCUGUCAAUAAAUCCGUUUUUUCUCCA